This is a messenger RNA of Williopsis jadinii, 519 nucleotides long. RefSeq lists its product as uncharacterized. The transcript has a single exon. The coding region runs from base 1 to 519 and encodes 172 amino acids. NCBI's taxonomy places the organism in Eukaryota, Fungi, Ascomycota, Saccharomycetes, Phaffomycetales, Wickerhamomycetaceae. The record is from RefSeq and is a predicted model, not a curated record.
AUGGAGCUUAGAAGUGAUGAUUUACAACCCGUAGCACAGCUAGCAAACGCGUUGAACGAUGUGUUAGAGGAAUCUCACUGGAGAACAGAGGCACUAUACGAAACACUGGACCGAAUUGGUGCUCUCAGUAAAAUACCCAUUGCUAAGCAGCGGUUAGAUCAACAUGGAGGGUGUUUGAACAGAGAUGAAGACGAGUCAACGAGAUUACACAAGGAGAACAUGGAGUUGAUGGUGGAGAUACAGAGACAGGAAUACAUCGGGAAGAAAUGGGAUACCAUACUUAAACAGAAUACAGAUCUGCUGGACUCAAUGGUUAGUUGGCUCCAGGAGAAUAGCGACUCAGAGUCGCUAUCCGAAUUAAGACAGAAGAUUCAAUUUGUACAGAACUCUUCAGAAAGGAGUAGGGAGUUGCUCUUGAAGAAGGCCGAGGUAGCACAACAGGACGCCGAAAGAAUGCUGGAAAUUGUACAGGUUCUACAAUCAUUGCUAGACAAGGAUAUAUCAACGUUUAAUAAAUAG